UCAACGGAGAGCGCUGUUCGCGAGCGGAAUUCCAGCUGCCGCGGAAAUAGAACAAAGCAAAAGCCGCAACAAAAAAAUAAAUACAAAAAAAAAUCUACACAAAUUAGCGCUAUGUAAAAGUCCGAAAAUUGGACAAGUGUCGUCGGCGAUCGGGGGGCAAACAAAAUAAAAUAAAAUUCAGGGCAUCGCAGAUGCCGCGAUGACGGAGCCAAUUAGUGCGGCGGUGCAGCGGCGGCGGCAACUCCUGCGGAGCGUUGAAAGUUUGCGCGGUCGUGUUCGUCAAGUGCUGAAAUGUGUUAUUAAUCUGCAUAUUGAGUUUUUGGUGCUCGAAUCCGAUGUGGCCGCUCUGCUGGACGAGGUGCGCGAGUUGAACGACGACUACGAGGAGAUGCGGCGCCUGGACAGGAUGAUCGAGGCCCUGAGGGACUACAGUGGACCCACGAUAUGCCACGAGUGGCCCUAUCCCCUCGUCUUCAAAGGCACAAUCGACGAGGCACACGUCGCACAAAUACUCAAUGCCAGCGAACUGGAACUGGAUGAGGAGUUGGUGAAGGCGUCUGGCGAGAGCGAAUGCAUCAAGCUGGAAUCCGAGGUGGUCACAGCUCAAAGGCGGCCAAGAAUACUGUGGUUCUCCAGGAGGUCCAGUAGGAGACGAGCUGAACGAACAAAGGAACUCUUAGAGAGCAAAACUAGUCCGAAAUAAGUGUGAAGAAACUGUAAUCUGCCACUCAACAACAAACUACAUUAAAUAGUUAAUGCUUUUCAAAUUAGCUUUAAACGCAAACACAUAUCUUUAAAUAAAGCCAUUUCCUAUAAUAAACAGACAACUUUGAGGAAUCGUUUAAUUUUAUAAACUUAAUAAGAGAGACUGCACUAACCACAAAUUGAGUUAUCAAACAUUUGAAUUUAAAUACAAACAUUGAAUGUACAGUUUUUUACAAGAAUUUAACUAUAAGGCGUUAACAGAUGUCAAGUGUUCUUUUGUGUGUUACAUCUAAAAAUAAAGACAAUUAUAUGGUGUACGUGUCAAAUUAAUUGAUUUAAA
Drosophila ficusphila is the source of this 1045-nucleotide messenger RNA. RefSeq lists its product as uncharacterized. The transcript is spliced from 2 exons. The record is from RefSeq and is a predicted model, not a curated record. Bases 200 to 703 code for a protein of 167 amino acids. NCBI's taxonomy places the organism in Eukaryota, Metazoa, Arthropoda, Insecta, Diptera, Drosophilidae.